CCUGGAUUACACCUCAGUACCAACUCUUCUAUCUAGCAGCAGCAUCUCUUACAACAGGUAGCACAUGCACCUGCAGCAACCGGAACCGUGCAUCUUGUACAAUAAACAAAAGCCCGCACCAUCAGCCACAGCACGCGCCAGAGAUCGACGCUCCGAAUCUACCAGCCAAGCCCGACCCAGCCCCAUCUCAAUCCCGCUCUACCGCUGUAGUUCGACUUAGGCACCGAGAGAAGAAUCUCUCUACCUCUGCCCUCCUAUUCUACUCGCUCUCCUCUCCUACCCUGAAAGCAGUCUCUCUCCCACCCUGAAAGCACUCCCUCUCCCUACUACCCGCCAGUCCGGCCUGACCAACAUCCAAUACCGCCAGAAUGAGUUGGAAAGGCUUCACCAAGAGCGUCACCCGCGCUCCCCAGCAGUUCAAGCAAAAGUUCAACAUGGGCGAAAUCACAAAGGAUCCCGUCUAUGUCGAUGCUGAACGCCGCUUCGCCGAGCUCGAGACCGAGACCAAACGCCUGCACGACGAGUCGGAAAAGUACUUCAAGUCCAUCAACGGCAUGCUGGAUCACCAGAUAGAGUUCUCGAAAGCUUGCGCCGACUUGUACAAGCCCAUCUCUGGUCGUGCUUCGGAUCCUUCCUCGUACGUUGUUGACGGCAACCCCGAGGGCAUCCGCGCGUGCGAGGAAUACGAGGCCAUUGUCAAGGAUCUCAAGGCUUCGCUACAGCCCGAGCUGGAGAUGAUCGAGACGCGCAUUGUGAAACCGGCAGACGAGCUUCUCGAAAUCAUCAAGCAGGUCCGCAAAUCCGCCGUCAAGCGCGACCACAAACAACUCGACUACGACCGUCAUCGCGCCACACUUAAGAAGUUGCAGGACAAGAAGGACAAGACGCUCAAGGACGAAAAGGCCCUGUACAAGGCGGAAAACGAGGUAGAGGUGUCGACCCAGGACUACAACUACUUCAACGACCUGCUCAAGAACGAGUUGCCCGAGCUGUUCCGUCUGGAGCGCGAGUUUAUCCUUCCGCUGUUCCAGUCGUUCUACUACAUGCAGCUGAACGUCUUUUACACAUUGCACGAGCGCAUGCAGAGUAUUGAUAUCGGAUACUUCAACCUGACUCUGGACAUCGAGGCCGCCUUUGAGGAGAAGCGUGGAGAGAUUCAAGCCCAGGCUGAAGCACUGACGAUCGUGCACUUCAAGACCAAAGGACUGGGUCGUCCAGCUGGAGGCAAGUACGGCAGACUGGCCAUCGAAGGCAAGGCCAAGCCUGCAACUCCUGGACUCGCAGCAUCCACCGCUCAGCUAUCCAUCGAAGACGGCAGCACCACAUCCCCUCCACCUUACUCGGCCACCGGCUCCGCAACGACUGGACUCGCACGGAUGUCAUCAAUCGCAAAGAGCAAGCCCCCACCACCAAAGCCCAAGCCUUCAAGAUUCAGUGGCGUGCCUCAGGCAGAGACAUGUACGGCAUUGUACGAUUACGAAGCACAAGCAGAAGGCGACCUUAGUUUCAGCGCCGGCGAAGUAAUUGAGGUUGUGCAACGUACGGCGAAUGAGAACGAAUGGUGGAUUGGCAAGAUUGGCGCAAGACAAGGACAAUUCCCUGGCAACUACGUGCAACUCAACUCAUAGAUUGAGAGGCGGUCGCGUGGCAGUACUAUUCCGUAAUGUGUAGCAACAGCGAUAUGAAGUGCGCAUGUAUUGUGUGUUUCUGUGUUUGAACAGGGCAAUGGGGUUGGGG
Messenger RNA from Aureobasidium subglaciale EXF-2481, 1737 nucleotides. RefSeq lists its product as uncharacterized. Gene Ontology annotation, cellular component: actin cortical patch; medial cortex; mating projection tip. Bases 369 to 1628 code for a protein of 419 amino acids. The record is from RefSeq and is a predicted model, not a curated record. Gene Ontology annotation, molecular function: protein binding; lipid binding. NCBI's taxonomy places the organism in Eukaryota, Fungi, Ascomycota, Dothideomycetes, Dothideales, Saccotheciaceae. Gene Ontology annotation, biological process: endocytosis; plasma membrane tubulation; actin cortical patch localization. The transcript has 3 exons.